Molecule: messenger RNA, 1598 nt
Organism: Apis cerana (Asiatic honeybee)
Lineage: Eukaryota; Metazoa; Arthropoda; Insecta; Hymenoptera; Apidae
Source: RefSeq, a predicted model, not a curated record
UUCAUAUAGUUAUAGGUUAUCAUGGCGCAUAUCUUCAGUCAAGCUGCAACUGUGCGAGGAAUUAUACGUAUAUUAAUAUUGUGAUUGUUACAAUAUGUUGUAUUUUAUUGCUAGCAAAGUGCUUUCUACUUAAAUUUUAAUCUUAUUUGUCGUUAAAUUGUAAAUGCACGUAAUGCCGAAACAUAAAAUUUCUUUUGUGGAAUUUAAAUCUUCACAAAACCUCAUAUAAUUUGUUUCAGAAAAACUUUUUCACCAAGGUAUUUAACGAUUAGAAUAAAAAACUGCAGAGCUUUGUAUCCGGGAAGUGACCCCGAAGACCUGACCAUACAUCCGAAUACAUUAAAAUCUAUUUUCCACAGCAAAUACAAGAACACAUCGAAUAUAUUUUUAUUCACAUUUCUUUUAUAUUUUAACAUUGAUAUUAAUAUUGACGAAAUGGACCGAAUCUACGUUGAUGAAGAAACUGGUGAGAGUAUUAGUCUUCCAGCUUCCGAUUGUGAGAUUCGACAAUUAGUUAGCUCGAUAAAUAAUGCUGAAACGGGAGAACCGGAAAUCAACGUAGUUGGUAUUGAAACUAUUAAGAGAAGAAUACGUUUUCAGAUUCCGAAAGAAGUAAAGGAAACAUUAUCGAUUAAGGACGGUUCUUUAAAAAAAAGUGAGAAUCUAAUGGAAUUAGAACCUGUUCCUGUUGGAGCAUCAUUUGGUCAAGUUAAUCCAGUUUGUUUGUUUUUUCUUGCCGUUAUAUGUUUCCGCUGGUUCUUGCCUGUAUUAAUGUUGCUCGAAUUGUCAUUGCACAUUUGGGCACAUCAUAAGAAUAAAAUGUUAAAGGAUGCCAAUGUUUAUUUUCGUUCUCCGUUUCACGGAAUAUCAUCCGAAUUUUGCGCUCUAUGUCAAAAUGAAAUGUGUAUGAAUCGUGUUGGUAAAAUGCAACAAAUACGAAUGCACAAAUUUUUACGACAAUGCAAUUACAUGAAAAGAGUGGUAACGUGAAUUAUUUAUGAUUAUUAAAAAAUCAUUAUAUAAUAUUGAUUAAAAUUGUUUUUCAAUUGACAUAUUAAACAAAAUUAAUGAAUAGAAAUACUUAAAAAAAAUUAAAUUUAAAUGAAAAAAACGAAUAAAAUUCCUACACCGCCUUGAUAAAAACAUAUUAAAUAUUUUAAUAUUAAGGAAAUAAAAAACUUAUGUAAUUUCCAUUUAUUUAGAUUUUAAAUAAAUUAAUUGAAAUUAAUAAUGAAAAUAAAAAAAUUUUAAAUAAUAAUGGUGCAGGAUGAAUAUUUUAAUAUUUGAUAUAUAUAUGUAUAUAUAUAUAUAUAUAUACGAUUAAAAAUAAUAGUAUAACAAUAUUAAUAUAUAAUUAUAAUUAUUAUUGUUACAUAUUAAAAUUACAACAAUGAUGAAAGAAAAUAAUUAUUGCAUUAUCAUUUUUUUUAAAAAAGUUUUUAAAAUUUAUUCUGUAAAUGUAACAAAAUAAGUUACUCUUUUAAUCACGUUCCAGUAAAUAUUUUGUAUACGAUGAAUUUUAUCAUUUGUUAUGGAUACAAUAAAGUGUUAUAUAAUAUUUAAUUAUCUAUGUUUUUAAAAUAAAAUUAUUCAGUCAA